Symbiodinium sp. CCMP2592 is the source of this 708-nucleotide messenger RNA. The record is from the annotation of a GenBank genome assembly. Lineage: Eukaryota; Dinophyceae; Suessiales; Symbiodiniaceae.
AUGUUGAGGGCUCUGCCAAGGGAACAAGGGAAGCCACACCCGAGAACCCUGAAACGCUCGGAUGAAAUUUUGGGGGACAGAAAAGCACCCCGAAGAGCCUCUUUCGCUGCCGGUUUCUUUACCGGCGGAAUGCUAUUCUUGGGAUGCUUGCCUGUAAAUCCUUGUCAUGGAGGCACGUCUGAUGCUUUCAUUCUAAAGCUUCUUAAGUCUGCUCAAGGCUUCCCUCGCUUCUGUAGAGCUCGUCCGGUCUUCCUGGAGCUGCCUUCUUUGUCUCUGAACGGCACCGCUGCUUCAGAAGCCAGCCCCCGAAAAGGCAGGAUCGAGGAAUGCGUUGAAUCGGCGACGCUGUGGACACAACAUCCACCCCACUUCCUGCCAGGGCUUUGGAAAGGACCAAAAUUUGGCCUGCAAAGAAGACAAGGUGUGGUUCGCUUGUUUUUGGAAGGCCGCUUUAGGAGCUGCCAGCAUGUGGGACUUCGGGGACUCGUCCAACGGAACUGUGCAGCUCUCAGCCACACCUGCAAAACAGAGCAAAUCUCAUCAUGGAGGGAGAUCUCUUUGGGCUCGGAAGCCUUGCCUUCAGCACACUUAGUCUUGGUGUCGCGUGCACGCAUGGAGCAUGCGCUAUGUGCGGGGCUGGCGAUCCAUCGCAGUCUCAUGUCGAAUGGCGAUCUCACCCACGGUACCUUUGAGAACACCAGAGCCUAG